This is a messenger RNA of Maudiozyma saulgeensis, 1719 nucleotides long. The record is from the annotation of a GenBank genome assembly. NCBI's taxonomy places the organism in Eukaryota, Fungi, Ascomycota, Saccharomycetes, Saccharomycetales, Saccharomycetaceae.
AUGGAGGUAGAAGCAACUUCACCUUCUUACAAUGAUGCAUUCAAUGCAUCGUCACCAUUAGCGUCUAGUGUCAUGAAGAAGUCAAUUGGAGGUUCUUUUGAUUUCGAUCUAAGAAGUCAGGAUAUUAAUGACGAUAUUAUAACACCACCAAACUCUACAGUAAGAAAAAGCAAAAAGCAACUAGUUAGGAAACUGGAUGAUGGUAAAGAACCAAUGUCCCCAAUUCAGUCUUCGCCAAUUGCUCCUACAGCAAAGAGGCAAAGAUCAGAAGGUUGCCCGCGUUCCAAUGGGAACCUUUCUCUGACCGAAGUACUUUUGUCACUAGAAAAGAGAAAACUUAACAAUGAAUUGGAAAAAAAACCACCUUAUUCCUAUGCAAUUUUGAUUUGUUUAGCAAUUUUACAAUCACAAGAAGGAAGGCUUACAUUAUCUCAAAUUUAUCAAUGGAUUUCAACUCAUUUCACAUUUUAUAAAUUGAAAGAUGCCAGUUGGCAAAAUUCUAUUAGACACAAUCUAUCAUUAAAUGAAGCAUUUAUUAAGACCCAAAAAUCUUCAGAUGGAAAAGGUCAUUUUUGGGAAGUAAAACCUCUUUCGAUGCCAAAAUUCUUUAAAGGCGAUACAGAUGGAUACGAUGUCAUUCGUCAAAGGAUAUGUGAAAUCGAUCAGUAUUUUGAAAUAGGAUCACCGUUAGAAACAUCUAAUUCAGAGAGUGAAGACUCGGCUUCUAUUGCGUCAUCGCCAACCCCAGGACUUGAACAAAGUGCCUCCACAACAGUCCUAUCUGCACCUUCUAUUAUAUUUACUACGGAAGAUCAGUUAGCUUCUAUGCAGGAAUCAAACAUUCGCACACCUGUGAGGAAUACGCGAUUGAAUGAUAAGCAAAACUACAAUGAUAUAACAAAAACGGAUAUGAUCGGAACUGUAUUUGGUAAUAAUAUUAUGAGGAGAAAUCACACUACACUAGGAUUCAAGCCUACUUCUGAUACCUUUUUGGUUCCCCCAUCCAAGGAGUUUGUGUCCUUUAAUGAAUAUCUCGGAAACAAUAACUUAUCUGUAUCUCAUUCAAAAACAGGUUUGAUGUCGUCUCCUCAAAACUCAAAACGUUAUAUCGGUUCUUUCAACUCUAGUUUUGAAGAAUUAUCACCACGUCCCUUUAAAAAUAUGGAAAAUGGUACCACGAAUAGUAAUCAGGGAUUGUUGGGACCGUUUGCUAAUUCCUCAAUUCCUCCUGCCAACUCUGACAAAUUUACCCAGUUGCUCCCUUCAGGAACACAUAACAAUAUCUCUACUAUUGAAUCAGAACAAUUAAACUUGCUGAAGACACCAGAAUUGAAGAGAUCCCAAAGUCUGGAAAGAUCCCCUAGUAGGUUCAUGGCUACCCCUAAGGAUAAUGAGACCCUUUUAAAGAGAUGGCAAACUCCAUCACAUUUAUUCGAAGACAUAUAUUCUUCGCCAAUAUUUAAGGCAAUGGGCACUUCUUCAAAGGUCAGUGCAACACCUGGUGGUUCAACCUUGUUGAAAAAAUUCUCGCCUUCCAAGAUUAAUGGUGAAACGCAAAACGAACCAAUAAAGUCUAAAUUGGCAUGUGGCGGUCUUUUCGGGGUAGAUGUAUACUCUGUUUGGCAACGAGCCACGGAAAGGUCAUCCUCUAGUGAUGGAAAUACACUAGACACGACUCUUGAACGUCCAUUUAAGGCUAACACAGACAAUAAAUCGUGA